AAUUCGAAUUGCGAGCUGCCCAGAUGUAAGACUUUUUAAACAAGAUAUUCAAGAACUCUGAAUAUUUAAAAAAAAAUCCAUUCUAUUGUUGUCAACUUUUUCACGCUGGGAAAACGCCUUUCUCCAACAACAACGCCUGGAAACCCAAACCUCACUGCUUUAUGCACUCAUUGGUUAAAACCCGCCACGAGUCGUCGACUGACCAAUCCGAGUACACGCAGCAGAGUUUGAAAUGUCAGCGCUUUCAUCAAGCCACAGAGUCACAUGGUUAAUACCAGCCAACCAAUGAGAGCCAGUUUUUGUUGUAAACAGACCGAACCGACCAAUAGCAGCUUUAGUAGGCCGUUCUUUUCCUGUUGACGUCAGCGGCUAUCUGAGCAGCUUGGUGUCAGGAGGAACUGCUGGGUGAAGUAGAGGAGGAAGGAGGAAACAACCUGGAGGGAGCAGAGGAGGCUGUAGGAGCAGAGCGGUAGGAAGAACAGAGGACGGAUACUCUGAAAAAGUCUGAGCCGCGACAUUGGGCGCUUUUUGGGGGGGAUGAUAUAAAGUAGCUGGUCCCGGAUCCGCUCAUCGAAGUUUUGGCUGAAGAAGUUCACUACGGCCCGGCUAACAAGGGACGCUACUGACGAGGCUGUGGUCCACUACUGACACAGACCUGCUCAACAAAGAAAGCAAACAUGGUGUCCUGGAUGAUCUCCAGAAGCGUGGUGUAAGUACUUUGACUAAUUAAAGAAACAAAAGUGUCAGUUUUUGAUAAAUACGGGAGGUUUAUCGGACAGCUUUUCGGGGAUGAGCUUUGUUAGCUUCGGCUAACCUGGUUCCGACGUUCGGCUAACUUACGACUGUUGUUGUCUCCCAUAUUUAAUUUAAUUUAUUUUUUUUCUCUUCAAUCCAGAUUUUAACCAUAUAAACACAUUCUUCCACGUCUCCGUAAACGCACUGAGCUGCUAACUUCAGUUUUGACUCUUGUUGUCGGGCCUUGUUGCUGUUGAUCCAAAGCUAAUGCUAACAUGUUGUUUAUGAAUCAUGCUCAUGCACAAUCCUGAUGAGUCAACCUUUCAAUAUGUGACUCUUUGUCAGGUAUCGGUGAGGUGGAUUUGUUUAGACAUGUCGACGCCGAAGUUUGCAUCUUACUUGCUGUCACCAUUUUGAUAAAUGUCUCUUGACCUCUCAGACCUGGCUUAAGUAGUUCCAAAAAGGUCACCGACUCUUUAGGACACAGUUUGAGAAGAGUGAAAACUCAUUAAAAGGUCAUUCAAUUGCUGUCCACACCUCAAGGACAAAGUAAAUCCAAGACAAUACAAUACCCUGACCAUUCAGAUCUAGAUUUCCUUAUCCAACAGAGUCUACAAUUUCUGAUUUGUGGAACCUGUAUUUUAUUUAUUUCUGCAAAUUACAUAAAGGUUUUACAAUUCUGCAACUAUUUGUAGUCCUCUUAAUCAUACUGGUUCACCUCUGUAAAGUCCAGGCAUUGUAUUUGUGGAUGACCUGGUACAACGCAGCCUAUAGUUAGAAAAAAGGCGGUAAAAUAGACUUUUCUUACAUUUCACAAACAGAAAUAAAGAUAGAUACUGAGAUACUUAAGCUUUGAUAUUUUGCUUGGCCAUCGAGACCUGCUUGCACGUGGUCUACACAGAAAAAAGUGGUGAAAUCAUCAUUUUUUGCAAAGCUAAAUCUGUCUAAAUCUAAAAUGUGUUUGUAGACUCAGAGCCUUGUUUCUAAAACCUUCCCCGAAACAGCAGAUUUGAAAGCCUAAAUAAGAUGCUAACUUAAGCAUCAGCUGGUCUUGUUAUAUGUGAAGGGGUGUCAGGUACAGCUGUCAUCUUGAAGAUAUUAUUAGCCAGCCAGUUCUGCUCAAUAUAACCUGGCAACCAUAACAAUGUAAGGACUUAAGAGGAAAAGUGUACUCAAAUUAAUCUAAGUGGAUUUGCAUGGAUUUGUCUGAUUACAAGGUAUCAAGUCUUUUAUUGUGAUGCGGCUGAAAUCUCUGUACAAAAUAUAAACAAAAGUCAGAUUUAGGCUGAAGACAUUCUGAAGUGUAUUUUUUUUUGCUUAGAAGAGGCCCCUUAACAGCAUUCCCAUUUUUAAAUAUUCUUGCUGGCUUUUAAUACUUUUAGUGCUCCUUCCUCUGUCUUUGUCCAGACAGGAGAAGUAGUUACAUAACAAGGUGCAGAUGGAGGAUAGGAAUGUAGUGAAAAGUACAGAAGGGAGUGGUGGAAAAAUAUCACACGCCUCUCCUUUCUUUCUGAUGUUGGAUAAUAAACACAUUCUUUUGUAAUAGACCUGUCAGGCGUCACUACAUGAUUCAUGGCUUUUCAUAACCCGAGUCUGAUUGAAGGAACUGAAGGCUGUUUUUGACUCCUUCAUCUCAUAUCAGCCCCUGAAUUGUGUGAAUGCUCUCUCUGAAACACGUUGCAGUACAAUAUCAUUGAACAGGAGAUUUAUCACAUCUACAUUAACCAAGUAUUUUGGCUCUACAUUAUCAAUCCAAAAUGUUCAGGCUGAAAACAUAAUCCUCUUGAGGUCUGAAGGUGCCUUACUGUAAGGAGCGGCAUGUCCGCGUCAUUAACAGAGUGAUGUGGGAUUAAUCCGGAUGAUGAGAUUGAUCUGAAUUACACUGAACGUGUCAGGCGUUAACCCUUAUUCUAACUCGGAAGUUUCAGACAGCACUGCCGCACGUGUCUGCUCAAUUCAUGAGAGUUUCAUUUUAAAUUAGUAUUUUUAUUUGACUUAUUAUCGCUACGACUUUUUUUUUUUAUUAAUAAGGAAUAGCAAUAGUCUGAAUUUAUCGUAAUAAAUAUGGGAAAGAGUUGCAAUGUGUGAAUGCUCUCUCAUUCAGUUUUUACGCUGUCAACUGUCUGAUUUAUUGAAGAUACACAUGCAACAACUAUGAAUAUGAUGAAAACUAUGAAUUUCAAUGGUAGGCAAGCUGAUCAAUAAGCAGCAGAAACAGUUUCUGUUUGGCAUGAACAAUAGAAAGUAGGGAGAUGGAUCAACAGGCAAUAACUUCGUUUUUGAAACAACUGGCAUCAGCUGAUGUCCGAGCUCAUGAGGUUCAUUACAUGAAAUAAACAAAUCGUGUCUGUGGAUACUGCAGACAGUCUUGUCAUUGGCUGCUUAAAGCAACCUUCUUUGAAAGGACAUGCUUUGGUUGGCUGUUGAAAGUCAAUACUGGCCGACCAAUAAUAGAAAGUAAGUUUAAUUGCAUGACUGCUUUCAAAUGGAAACAAUAUUUAAACUGGUUUUGCCAGUCUAAAUCUGGAUCUCUUUAUGUAAAGACAGCUGACUAAACAAAGACACAGUGAGAGUUUUAAAUGAGGAAAGCUGUAAGUCAGUUUGGCAAGGAAAAACUUUAAAUACUUUGUCCAUUACUCUUGGGGCUGCAAGUCGUAGAUGAAUCCAAACUGACGUGGGGGAUACAGGGGCACUGGCAGAUGCCUCCAUGUUCACACUAUGUCACCUCUUCAGGUGGGUUAUAGUGUUAGCCACACCACCUGUGACUUGUCGAGUCACUUGUCUCUCUUGCUAAAACCUGCAGUGAUCUCAGAUAUUUGAUUUGGAAGCCUGCCCUAUGUUUGUUUUGCACAGCUCCUACACUGCUCUCCAUUACAAUAGAGUACACCUGCUGUGCUCACUAAUGUAAUGUGGGUCUAUAAAAUCAAAAUAAGACAUGAUCAUAUUUCUAAAUGAAUGCAGAGAACAUAGAAAUAAUCUGGAUGCAGACACUGAACAAGUGAUUCAUCUGGAUUUCUUUCCAACAUUAAAUCUAAACAUGAAGUCGCAGCAUGAAGUUCUGAAUAAAGUUCAAGCUAGUAAUCAGCUGAUAGCUUAACUCCAAUGUCCAAGACUUGGUGACUUUUAUUUAAAAUCAUUACAUUUGCUGUCAGCUCUUUGCCUUUGUCAUCGCUCUGGCAUGCCUGCUCCUGUCUUGACAAACACAAAUGAACACACACAGCUUCCCCCACCCUAAACAUGAGGCAGAUAACACCACCAAACAUCGACGUUACUCCUGUUAAAGCUUUUUCUCCUGCACGUGUAGGCAUAUUAUAAAAACCUGAAGGUAGUUUUAUAAGAGCAAAUAGCAAUGACAGAGUCUGGCUUCCCUGUAAUUACUCACCCAUGUUUGUUUUCUUCCUGAAAGAGGGUGAGCCCAACGAUAAAUCAGGCAGAGACACGUCAUGACUGAUAAGACCUAAUAAUCAAGUGAUCGCGGGUGUUUUCCUCGGUGUUUCCAAAACUUCCUGUUAUUGCCCAAAUGACUGAAAACAGGACAGUUUUUAUCUCAAACAGGACCUGAAGGGUUUCCUAUUUAAGGUGCUACAAGCCAUUGAAGUGUCUGCCCUGAUUCACCCGGAUGGAUAGGCAGUGAGGCUUAAAAAAGGAAGAAGUGACACUUAUUGUUUGAAUUUAUUUCAUGUGAUUGUGGUCUUAAGAAAAAAGACAGCAAGAAAACCAGCAGAGCAGAAUCUCUCUUUCUACCUCCACAGAUCUUUCCAUCGACUCUCCUGAGCGCCUGUCGUGCUGCAGUAGAAAUAGCCAGACGCUGGUUUUCAAGUCAGCACUUCACAACCAGCUAAUUUUAGGCGUCAGCCUGCAAGGAAUGGGUCCAAGAUACUUGUCCAGCUCUGUCUCUGAGCUGGAGCCUCCCUUUUAGCACUGACAAAGAAGUAUGAGUUCUCUGCCUUGACGCUGAACAGCCACGGAGAAAUCGCUUCAGAGAAUAUGGAUGUCUGUGGUGAAAACAAUCACAGCAGACUGUAAAAACCCUUCAUCUAAAAAUGUGGGAGCAGCACAGAAAUGAACGUUAUCAUUUAUUCCUGCACAAUGUUUAAUGAGUAAUACAAUAUUAGCAUAAACUUAGAACAGCCAGAAAGCAUGCAAAAGCAGCCGGCUGUAGGGGGACAAAAACAGACCUUCAAUAUUCACUGAUUUACUCAUAGAGGUCACUGCUGUGUUCUUCUCUUCAUAACAAUAACACGUUAGUCUGCGAAUUCAUGCAGGAAGUAAUAAUAGCAGGUAACACAGUGUUCCAUCAUAAGUAAUAAAACCAAGCAACCCUAACUACUAAUUUUUUCAAUCUCAAUAAACUCACUCUGUAUUCUUCUUCUUCUCAUUUAUUGGCUCUCCGACAAGGGCAGACAGACAAAUGAUCUGUAUCAGUGUUUUUAUUUUACGGAGGGCAGAUAACAUCUCUUUGUUCAAAGGUGUGCCCUGCUGCUGCUAGUGUUGCUGUUGUUGCGUCUUUCCCUCUGGCUUUGUUGUCUUGUUCAUCGUUGUCUCACUUAUAGUCUCGCCAUCUGAUUGGCUGGAUGCCACAUGAUGGUGAGAUAUAACCGUACCGUCAGGUGUAACUGGUAACUGUCGACUCUUCGAUGAUGAUGAAUGUUUCACUUUGGUUAAAUAUUUUUUUAAACUGUCAAUGCUGACUGCUCCAAAUACCAUCUAAGAAAUACAAACAAAUACAACUAAGAAUUGGACUCAUAUUGGCCCCGGAAAAAUAACAUGGUUGACCCUAAUCUCCAAAAUUCACCAGAAUACUUGGAAGUAAGUGUGAAAUUUCUUAUUAAUUACAUAAAGGACCCUCUUCUCAUUACACGUUCCUUGCUUUGGCUACAUAUUGUGAAACACUCAUCUGAUUCUAUCACGUCUGGGCUACCUGUAGCCAUGGUAGCCCAUCGACUGCAUGUGGUGGUCCACUCUUAUUUUGAAAGGUCAGAGCUGACACUGACAAGAUGCCCCUUUGCCCUACAUCAUCAGUCCUCAUUAUCGUCGACACACUGCAGUGCAUUGUUUAAAUCAGUUAAUAUUAAAGCUGUCUUAUCUGCUGAUAUGAAACAACACAGCAAGGAAGGUUUGCUAGAAUCACACACUAGAGGAAAACCUGUGAUUGUAGCCACUCUUAUUUUUGGACCAGGGCAGAUGGUAGGGUUGAUAAUUUGGGCCAAAAAUAAAAUCCUGAUUGUUUUUCUGAAAACUCAAUUUUCGAUUUUGCUUUUUUAUUCAGUGACAACUUCACCAAACUUCACUUUAAAAAUAAAAAGUUUUAAUUUUUUAAGCUUACCGUUCCUCUGUUGUUUAAGGUUAAGGAAAAGUUCACUCUGCAUGUUAUUCAGAUUGUUUAUUCAAAAUCAAACUUUGUUUAAUGAUUUGAGGGCGUAUAUAUGUACUUUUUUAACAUGUUAAACAUAUUUUAUGUUAUCUGUUAAACAUAUUUUAACAAUACCGUGAUAAUAUUGAUAACAGUGAUAAUUUUGGUCACAAUAAUUGCGAUGUUAAAUUUUCAUAUCAUUACAUCCCUAAACUGUAGCAGUAAGAUGUUUUACGACUAAAGUGCAAGUGUCAUGUUAACUGAGUGAGUAGUUUGCUUUGUAGUUUUUUAACUACAUGGUAAACUUCUCUGUGAAGUUUACCAUGAAGAACAAGCCUUUCAGGAUCAGUAGGAUGGACGGUACUUUCACUGCCUGAGGCUUGUGGAAGCCUUCAUUAGUUAUCUCUGAAAAGACCCUCGCAAUCAGUUUUUACAUGUGAAAAAUCUCAAAAUCUCCCAACACCUCUGUCUGAUAGGGCUGACUUUGCACUGUGAAUAUGUAUGGAAGUAGGUGUAGGUACAAAUCUGAGUCAAAUUCCUGAAAUUUUCCACAACUUUUCUGCAGUGAAUGUCUGAAAUAGCUCUUAUUAUAGGUCUGAUUUCUUUUAGCUUUGGUCUGCCUUUGUUGUUUUUGUUUCAAGAAAAUUUCUGGGGACUUCUGGCAUGGACAACAGAGUAAUAUGUAUGAGCUAUUUCACUCUGAAGUGCAACAUGUUAACUCGAUUAUUGAGCUUAUCUGGAAUAACAGAAUAAGGCUUUAUUUUUAUGAUUUGUUUGGGAAACAUCUUGAGGAUUUCAUAAGAAUUCAGAAUAGAAAUGGAAACAUGUUUCUUAAACUAGUCCAAAUAGUCAAAAAUGUCCCACAUUGCCAGUGUUGAUCUUGGCAGCUGUUUUAGGUUUAGUCCCACCCUCCCACCAGUGCAGUGCUGCUGUGCUGCUGUCCCUGCUGCACGAAUGAUCCUUACUCCAAGUCAAAAAGAAAACACUGUGUCUGAUCUCUUCUGUAGGUGGUGGUGGUGGUGUGUGUGGGGUUGGAGGGUUCUGGCUCAGCCCUUAAUGUCAUCAAGUCCCAGAAAUGCCCCUGGACAGACUCUUUUCGCUGUGCUCUCCGCUGCAUCUUCAUCUUUGUCAUUCAGUCUUGAUCAUUGCUACAAAUCAUCUCACCAUGGUCUCGGAUGUGGCUCCAAACUGGGAUAAAUGGAGGCUUUGGCGCAGAGCUGGGGAGCCAAACUUUUUAGUUACUAACUUUUAUUGGCAGUAUUUAUUAUCAGUAUUUUUAUCAGUAAAAAAAACAAAAACAAUUUGACUAGAUGCUCGAUACAAACAAGCAUCCAGGUGCCAAUGUCUGCCCCAGUUAUCAGCAAAGGCAGAUGACUGGUUUGCCUCAACCUGUUACAGCAGUUUCACAGAUAAGUAAUCAAGUCUACUAACUCAGACUGUUAGAGGAAUUCUUUGGUCAUAUUUUGACAGAUUAGACUCACAGCAGAGGAACCAUUGUGGAUUUAAAAUGUCUGACAGUUCACCUAAAACAUGCUUAUCUCUAGGGAUGGGAAUCGAGAACCGUUUUUUGUUGAGAACUGGUUCCAAAUGGUUCAAUCCAUCGACAUUGUUUACAUUUCAUCUUAACGAUUCCCUUAAUGAUUCCUUUCUUCCGGUUAUCAGCUGCUGCUGCUGCUCCAUCUCAGCAACAGCAUGGAAGGUACAUAUGCCCUGUGUUAACAUAAGCACAAUGCAUGUCAGACUUGAAAUAACUGAGUUAGAAGCGCGUGAAAAACACCCAAAAAACCCUCAAAAUUUUGCGCGCGACACUGCAUAGUAAUGUCCUCUUUUUGGGGAUCCACCCUAAUUUAACUUAAUGAAGUAAAACGCUGUACCAAUAGUUUGUUAUUUGAUUAUUUUUAGACUACUGUUAUCAGAGACUCAAUACAAUUUGAGUUAACAGUGAAAAACCUAUAGUCUACUUUUUUUAAAUCAAAAUUGAAUCGAUGAGCAGAAUCAAUAAUGGCAUCGAUAUCGACAAAAUCUUACCAAUUCCCAUCCCCAUUUAUCUCGUUCAUGAAAUUCAAACAUCUUCAGAGUUGGUCUCAUCAUGUUAUCUACUUGUCUUUGUCAUGGGAAAAAAGUCAAUGUUUGAUUGGACCAUAAAUGUAUUAUUUCCAAAUGAAGAUAUUCAGUGAUCUAUCUACUAUAACACGUCUCUACAGCCAACAUGGACAUCAUGUACUACAUGAAACAUACACCUCCUUUUUGGCUAAUGGUCAUCACUGCAGAUAUUUUCAUACCCUCUGAACCAAUAGUAACCCUUUCAAGCUAAUAUCUGUUGAUACAGGUAUAAAAAAGUCAUGAUCAUCUUUAUUUUCAUUUAUGUGAUUAUAACACUGCAUUUUACAUUAAUCUGGUCAACCCCAUAGUCCUGCAUAGAAGUUUGUCAUCUGGUCUAAACAUCAGUUUUCAAAUGAAGGCACCACGAAGCCUGAUAUAGAUUGUCUGCAUCCACAGAAAGUGUCAGCUCUGCCACAAACUUUAUACUUUAUGUUGUGUUCUUAUCUGCACUUUGAAUAGUGUGUCAUACUGUGUGUACGGUGUAAAAGGUUUCAGCCUGGUUUGUCAGCCUGUUUUUUUUCUACUUUGGUACAGCGGUGUUGCUUUGCUCUGCAAGCUCAGCUAUGAAUUUAUUGGGUCAGUGUUGUUGUCAUUAAAAAGUUUUUCUCUGUAACUUUUAGAAGAAGAUUUAUUCCUGCAGCAUAAGUAUAAAAACAUGGAGCAGCAGCUUGAGCUGGCGGAGUACGUUUUGUAACGUGGGAACAUUUAGAGAGCUGUGAGCUCAGUCUAAAUGAUGUAUGUCCUUUGUUUCCCUGUGAGGAAAUACUGCGGGGAUGAACAGACCUGGACCUGAACCAGUCUCAUUUGCUGGAGCAGCAGUACUCCCAACAAUCCCCCCUCUGUGUUUUUAGGGGAAAAGUCAUGUAAUCAAAUUCUUAUUCCUGAAGCUCAAACCAGAUGUUGGAAGCUCAAAUAUUUUUUUUCUCCCUCCUCUCUUUCUCCCUCCCCCUCUCCUCCUUGGCGAGCCUCUCUGUUUUAUAUCGCUCUUGUUCUCUCUUUCCCCUCUUGUCGUCCUGUCAUCCCCCUCCCUCCAUCUGGUUGUUGGUGGUGUACGGUGUCAGGAAACCAGAGAAAUUGACCUGGAGCCCAGAGCCACGGCCCAUCUAAGAGCACCAGGGCUAUUUUCUCAGCUGCAUGCAGGCAGAGGGGGGGAAGGUGUUGAAACGGGAAGAAGGGGGAUGAAGAGGGAGAGAGGGGAAAUGGAGAGAUGGUAGUUUUGGUAUGAAAAAGGGGCCCUGUUUCUCACUAAAUUGUUUCAAGAUUAUUCCAGUGGACGUCCAACUCAUUUUGUGGGAGUUUGCCUUAAGCCCUUUUCUGGUCUUGAGUUACUCUGAAUGAGGUAAACGUACAUUUAAGACAGUUAAAUAGCCUGAAGGGUACAUGAACUCAAAAAAUCAGCCUGGGCAUAGUUGAUACUAGAUGAAUCUGGUAGUAUCACCAAAUAUAGUUAAGAGACUUUCCUGUAAUUAUUGUGGUUUUGUGUGCGUAGAUGCAUGGUCAGAUUAGUUGUUGACAUGCUAGAUGUGGCGCCGCCUUCAUUAGUUUUAAUAUAGAAGUUCAGAGUUUGCUGUUUAAGGCACACUUUGAAUAACUUGAAACAGUUUUCCCAGCAAGAGAAAAACAAAAGUUUCAAAUGACUUCAGAUGGUGGAAGUUUCUACAUCUGGUCUAGUUUUGAGCCAUUUCAGCAAUUUGAGUUGAAGUCACUGUGGUCCAUUAGGCCUGUGCACUGGUCUCACUGUUUGGUUUGAUCUUAGUGGUCUUUUCUUGAUAUCAGGAUGCAUCACAAUGGGGGCGCCACCUGCCUAGCGAUAGAAGCGCACCCCAUAUAUGCAGAUCCAAUGUCCUGCCUGUCCCCGUUUUCUUAUCUAUUAAAGGGAGGCAAUGUUCAUCUCUUGACGGGGUGUUUAACUUGGUUUUACGGUGUGUUUGAUCCUAACUUAAUUUUACAGAGGAAUAUCCCUUUAAUUGUCCUGUCAUGUGAGGACAGUCCAAUUGAGCGUUAACCCUUCUUUUACCAGUACUGGGGUCACCUUUUUACAGGCGUUCCUGUACAGAAGUUAAAGUUGGGUUAUGUUUCCUCUCAUCCCUGGCAAACUUACAGUCACUCAGUUCACUGAAUGUGUUCCCCGCCUGCUUCACUCCACCAGAUAAUGCCAUGAAAAGAAAAACCUUGAACAUCAGAUGAUCCCAUUUUUUAUAUAAACUUUAAAGGAAAAAACAUCUUGUGUCAAAACCUUUCUGUUUAUCAUGUACCGAUUUUUUUUCUUGCUCAACAUUUAGACUGAUGAUACCUGUGAGACAAAUGCAUGUGAAAUGUAGACCUGUGAUUGAUUGGUAUCCUGAGUAUCGUAAAGGUCAUGUGCAAACAGAACUCAGCUCUGUUUUUUGACUUGUACUUUCUGCCUCUGAAAAGGGCUUUCCAUAUGCGCCAGCUGUUUGCUAAACAGUAGAGCCGUCAACGUCACUUGUUGCAUCCAACCACUUGUUUGUGUUACUGAUUCUAAUUUGUUGGUUGCAGCUGGCUUUCACCUGUACAUUAUAAAACUUCUCUUCUUUGCUUCUUACUACACGCAUUUGUUUCUGGGUUGCCCCAGCUGGAGUGUGUCUGUGCACACCAGGAUAGAGAUGAGCAGACAUUGCUGUUUGAUAGAUAUUUCGGCAGAAAUCGUUUAUAUCCGAUGUCUUCUGCGGAUCUAGACGAUUUCUGCCGACUAUGCAAAGUCAACUGCGGAAUUAACGGCGUUCUGAAUGAACGGCGCUUUAAAAAGUCCCGCAGCAUGUGUUAGACGUCACCAUAUACACAUGGACCAAUCAGGGGCUGCCUUUCCCUGUUGUCCGGGUAACAGUGGAAACACGGUCUCUGAUUGGCCCCGUUAUUUUCUGAUCGGGAAUACACGCAAUGGGCCAAAGUCCAGACUGUUGUGGGAAGGAACGGCAAGUGAUUCACGCAACAGGAUGGCCCAACCAGGCUAGAGCAGUAGUAGCUUAAUUUCAUGCUGUGCUAUAGCUGUUGUAGCAGUUCGGUUAUUGAAAUUUCCCUCAGGGAUUAACAAAGUUGUUCUGUUUUUAUACAGUAUGGCUUUGCUUUAUGACACAGCAUACUGGUAUAUUGAAAAGUGUGUGUAAUAAGUGCCGUUAAAAAGUACUUAUUGAAAUCUUCUGACUUGUUAGUGGCAGUUUUACAAAAAAAAGUUAAAAAAAUCCAAAAAAGGAAAAGUCUAAACUUGUGUGUUAAUUGAUGGACUUUUAAAUGUUAACUGGAAGUCUACCUCUGCACAAAUGUGAAUAUGUGGAAAUGUGCAGGGCGGUGCAGCUACAUUGUUUAAUAUUGUGAGAAAAAUACAAAGAGCAAUAAAUGAACAAAAAGAGUUUGUGUUAGCCACUUCUGAGCCACCUUCACUGUUUGUAACUUAUCCUUCCUGAAUCUAGAAUAAAUCCACAUUUGAUUAUUUUUCAGCAGUGAAUGGUCCCCAUGAAAGGGUAGCCUCUUAUGAUUGUACUGACAUCAAGUGAAAGUGUCGUAGCUAUUUUUAUGAGGAGAAGUGAAAGAGCAGUGAUUGUAGACAUCAGAUCAUUUCCUUAUUUAUUGCAGCAGAUGCGAACGUCUCUUGUGUUUAUAAGUCAAGGUGCAGUUAAGGUGAAAUUACAUAUUUUUCUUACAUUGCUGUUCUGGAGGAUGGACUUCAUCCUCUCCUGAAGCAGCUUUCCUGUCCCCAAUUGUCCCGCUGUCCCAAAAGAACCUCCCAGAGCCCCUCCCCCAUUGUUCUGCAGCGCAAACCAUCCAACCAGGAGGAGAGGGCUCAGUGACAGGAGGGGAGCACAGUGGCAGCAGUCAUUACUAAAGCCUGUCACGUGAUAGGAAUUCAAGUCGUCCACUGCAUAAUUGAUCGACUAUGUGCACUUGUUAGUGUUGUUGAUGUUGUUUUGGGGGCUUGUUUAUUACUGUCUUUAUUCCUUUCACACCAUGAGGCCGGCCAUGUGUGUGCAGGAGGCCUUUGAGUUCUCUCACUCUGCAGUCAAAGCUCAUUAGCAGCAAUUGAGACACAAAUACCUGCUAUUAUCACAGCAUCGGCAUCACCCUUCAUUAGACAGACUAAGAUCUGCUCGCCAAAACACUCUGCCUUGAAAUUACAGUGGUGUAGUGAAAGGAUUUGUAUUUUCAACACGUCAAGAGAGAGCAAUGUAAACAUUUAGAGAGGCAAUGCUUCGAACUCUCACCUUCAGGUCGCUUGUCUGGGUUGUUGAGCGACCAGUUUCUCCACCACAAACAUGCAAACAAACAAACACUCACAGUCCACGCAAAUGUAGAAGAAUGAAAACAUCACUCACACACACUUUCAUUGUUUGAGUGAGAGGCUUCAGCAGUAUUGUUCCAUACCUGAAUCUGUAUGCACCUAAAGCACACUGGGGUUGGUGUUAUGCAGACGAAGCAGGGAGGCUUUGGCAGCCUAGCUGUUUCCAUAGCAACAGCAGGAAAAUAAACUGCUGUGUUUGUUGGCUGUAAGCCUGCCGUUAAAGGCACUCCAGUCUGCUCAGAGGGGAUAUAUAUACAGCCUGUGUCUGUGUGUGUGUCUGUGUGUGUUUGCAGGUUGCUGUUAUUGUGAAAUCCUCCACAGUCCACACUUUGAUCAUUCAACUCUGGCUGAACGAUGAGCCACAGUCCCUUAGUUCAAAUCUGAACCCAGACAUUUUUUCUCACAAUAAUGAUUUUUUUAAAUUUAUAAUAUGCUUUAUAUUUGUGACCGUUCUCCUCAAACAAAAGAAUCAAACAAGUGUGUGACCAAGAGGCGUUUGAUUUGUAACAAACAUAAUAAUAGUGGAGAAAAUUAGCAAAUGGGAGUUUUCUUUGUCUAGAGGAAAAUAGUUUAGGGAGAUCAGAAAUCACCUCCUCCGACACAUCUUUUCCUUAUAUCUGUCUCAUGUUAUAUUCAGCUCUAACAACAAUUUUUCAACAUAUUCUUCACAACGCUUUCACUGUUUUCUUUGACUUGCUGAAUAUGUCUCUUAGGGCGCUGAUAGCUGUGGUCUUCUCCCACUUUGUGCUCCCCACAUUUCCCGCCUCUCUUCAGCUGCCCUGUCUAAUGAAAGCCAGAAAAGCUCAAAAGCAUAACUUAAAAAAAUAAAAAAAGACAUCUUUGAUCAAAACACGCCUGAUCCAGAGACGAUGCCAUAAGUCUCCCCUGGGCUAAAAUGAGAAGAACUAGACCAUUGCACUAACUGGACUACUGUUGAUAUAUAACAUACAUGGGCUUACAAAGAGAGAGCAUUAUGGCUGCGGUUAUACCACUCCAUUUGUUAUCCUAAUUCUGUGUUAGAGAGUCUGAAAACAUUAAAGGUCAUUAAGGUAUGCCCCAUGUGUGACUAAAAGGUUUUGUGUCUACAUGCGGGUGAGUUAGAGGACCAAGAGGGCAGGGUAUGAAGAGCUUCAUUCAAGUGAUAACUGUCCAGGAUACAAGCAGUGUGAAAAUGAGGGCAGUCACAAACCAGAGAAGAAAUCAGAUCAGGCUGUUACUGCAAAAACAUCUGAUGAGGGCAACUGCAUGUCAAGUUUCAUGCCUAGAGAGUUUCAGCCGUGGUGAAUAAAAUGUCCGUAAUGAAGGCAAGAUGAACGAGUGUCUUUUCAGUAAAAUGACAAUCAGAGCUCUGCAAUAAUGUUUAGGAGCACUGCCUUUAGUAGGAACACGUGAGCAGUUCAGAGCAGACAUCGCUUUGUGCAGCAAAACACACCACUGCGCAUGUCUCCGGACUCAAAUGAGUGCACAUGAAUUACAUAAGUUCCCUAAAUAAAAUAUUUUUGCAUUUCUUCUGGGGUGGUGAAGCGACUUGAAUUCUGAUUUAAGCUCCCGAAUGUCAGUGAGUUUUACGGUUUGAAUUAUGCGCAAACCCAACAGUAAAUACAGCCUACAGCCUUGAAUUAGCUCAAUGUUACAUGAGGUGGUUAUGGAUUCUCACUGGACCAUGGCAGGGAGACAUGUUUGGUCACAUGAUGAGAAAUCACCUGAGGACACGGAUUGGUUUCCAGGUGUGAGCUCUGCAAACAAAACCAAAUAUGUGCGUGCACUCUCCUUUUCCUGAGUUCUUAAGCAAUGCUAUAAGAACUCUUAAAAACCAAGUAGGACAGUGAUAAACUCCAAUAGGGUUUGAUAUAGUGGUUAGUAGUGUGAGUGGUAAAAGUAGACUUCCUGCAGAAGGAAUAUUUCAUUCCAGCAUAUUUUGUUCUGUCUCUGCAGUCAGUGUUUGGUCGUCUUUGCACGUCUGAGACUGUCUAAUCAUGUUGAAUACGGAGUGCUAUUCAGCCGAGAAGACCAAGGAUUACACUUGCAUCCUGCGGUUUCCCUCAGCUUCACUUUGUUUUGUUUUCUUUCUGCCAUCAUCAAGUAACCUGGAGCUGACAGUGGCAGUGCAGAGCUGUAGAGAAUCCUGCUGCUUUCAGCAUGCAGUCACUUAAGUGUAUCAGAGCUCUUUAUAGAAUCAGCCAGGGUUUCUCUCUCUUCCCUCUCUGCCCCGGCGUCCUCCCCUAAUGCCAUUUUAAAUACUGGGUCAGUUUAAAUUCAGAGGCUCAACUUUGCCAGACCAUGUUGCCAGCAUGACAGUUAAAAGUGAGACCCCUUACCUCAGUCUUUCGUUCCCUCCUUAUUUCUGUCCCCUUUGGUCUUGCCGAGGGUGAUAUUCAGUUGAAAGUUGUUUAUUAGAUCAAACCAACAACACAAGCUGCUUUAUUCUAAGUGCGGUCAUUUCUCACAGAUUGUUUGGACUAUUUACAAAACAGUUUCUGCAACUCGUAGCCACCUCUAAAAACAACAAAUGUGAGCACUAAGGAUGUUUCAAAGUGUUUUAUUUCCCAGGAAGUAGGGCUGCAUGGUCAAUUGAUUUUAAAUCAUAAUUGGAUUAUUUGACUAUGACAAUGUCGUAAAAAAUUAAAAUCGAUUUUCCUCUCUAUCAUGUCUUGCGCCUCCAGGCCAACAUAGGCUGUCCCUUCCUGUGGGAACACUCCCCAGUUCCCUCACACACAAGCGAAAACAAACAUGGCAUUUGCAAAAGAAGGCGAUAACUUUGUUGCUAGAUAGGGCAAGAACAAGUCAGUCGUGUGAAAUUGGUACAGCUUCUUAGUUUCAGAUGAUGAGCAAACCACUCCCCGCUGCAAAGUCUGCCUGAAGGCAGUAUCAACUCGUCCACACGGAAACAAACUUAGGAGAGAACGCAGAAGUUUUUGUUGUAUCGGCUUUUAAUCCAGAUGGAAAUGGUGUUUCGGGUGACUGUAACCGGUACUUUUUAAAAAUGGGUCAGAGAGUGCAAAAAAAUGUAAACGACUACCAUUUCAUCUCCGCAUGGAUACCCAUUUCCUCAGCAGCAUUACAGCGCCACUUACUGGCUUGGCAUUUGCACUACAUCGUUUUUAGUGGUUUCAUUUUAAGAGAUGAUAGAAAAACUUUUUAUCAAAGUGAAGUUUGGUGAAGUUGUCGGGAUUUUUUUUCUCUGGCCAAAAUGGUGCAGCCCUACCAGAAAGGGACCGAUUCCAGAUGAAUAAAACAAACAUAAGUUUUAAUAAGCUUUACUAGCUUUAACCUCCGCUACCAUUGAGAGUGUCAAAAGCAAUGCCAUGCCUUAACAUGUCCACUACCAACAACAUCAGAGAGACAUCUUCUGGGCUACCAUAGAGGAAGAGAAAAGCAAUGCCUCAGCUGCACCAUGUCCAAUGACAGCAGUGAGUCAUCUCCUGUUAAAUACCUCCAUACUCUGUGCUGGUGAUCUGCUGCUGGAGUCUCCUGUGGAACUGCUUUCCCAAUGCAACUAUAAAAGCUAGUGGGGUAGCUCACCAGGAGGAUGCUGGAGUGCUUCAUAAUAAUCUGUAUCUAAUAAUCCUGCUUCUCUUUCCGAUCCUAAUUAGGUUUUGGAUAUUGAACCAGUGUUGUUUCAGUUUAAGUAUCUUUUUGUCAUCAUACUAAACUAGGUACAUAUCUCAAACAGGACAGCAGUAGUGUUGAGAGAUCCCAUCUCAAGUUAAAAUAUGAGUUUCCCGUGUUUAUCUAAGGUUUGACCUUUUUUAACUGAACUGAAUCAGAGUGUCAGUCUUCUGCAAAAAUCAAAUGAUAGGUUUGCAGGAAAGGAUGAUUGUUUUGUUUUGGUUCUUCUUUUACCGUUGAAGUUUAAUUAGACAGCACCAGCUGGCCGUUGUUUAGUAAUUUUAUCCCGUAUAGCCGACUGUAGUCUGUAGAUCCUUUCAUACAGAUGAUACACAUUUUUGGAGAAAAUCUUGCUGAGUGCUGGUGGGGAGGAUUUUCUGUUUGCUUGGUUUUCACGGGGCACUGUUGUAUAUCGCUGUUUGCUGCACGUUCUGCCACUGAAGCUGUCUCUGUAAAGUACAAACAUACCAGUGAAGUGAUCUUUUUCCAUGAUGCUUUACUUUUCCACAGUCAUCGAAGUGCAUUUCCCACUUAUUUGAUUUGAUGUAUUUAUGACUAAAAUAUGCUCCUGUUUGAUUGUGGAUGUGAUCAAAUGUCUGAUUUUGUCAAAGUGUGGGGUUUUACUGUGUUUUUGUCACAUUGUCCAUCACCACCCUCUGCUGCAUUUAUUCUGAUGCUCUAAAUAUUCCUCUUACAAAUUGCCUAAAAACAUAAAAAUGCAAUAAAAAAGUUCCAUCGAUCCAUUUCUUCUGCUUAUUCAGCAACACAGAUGUUACAGUGUUAAAGUAUAAGCUUUAUAUAAUGUGAAUUAUCAGUGUUACAGAAGAAAACCAGUUGUAAAUGAGAACUGGUUCCAGUCAGUUUGAGCCAUGAACAUUGUUUACUUUUGUGAUAAUGGUUUUCUUAUCUAAAUCUUCUAUUUAGCUACAUGCCUUGUGAUACAAUGAUGUGACACAUCAUGGAGGUUGUCAGUACGAACCAAGGAAGAAAUCAUGAUGGAUGAAAGACAGGAGAGGUCCAAAGCACUGCAGUAUGCAACGUAAUACUGCUGAGCUUACAGAAUCGGCCUCAAGAAACAGAAGGGUACAACAACUUAGUGUAAAAUCUACUAGCUAUGUGAGACCGACAGCGUCACGGCUAUACACUUUGUGUGUUUCUGUGACAUCCAGAGACUUUUGUGUCUCACAGGAGAGAUCCCUUUAUUUUCAGAGACUGUCAAAAACUAAGGUAAUCUGUGAUGAAUGCUGUGUUCAUUUUAGAAAAAUAGUGUAAUGUCUGAUCAUAGCUGAGUGAAGGAAGGUUGUGGUCUUUAUUAGGGUCUGUUGACCAAUCAGAGGCUGUAUCUAAUAUCUGCUGACCUUUGAGGCUUCAAGAAGAAGCCAUGUUUCCCUGUCUCAGCAGAGCAGUGAAGGUAAUAAUAAUAAUAGUAAUAAUACAAAGUCAGCCAAUACAUUUCUGCCCAAGAAAAGACAGGAAUAAGUCUGGGAAUCAGUCAAUAAGGAACUGGAUUGAGAUCAAUGAUGACAUGGAUAUCGGUAAAAUAUGAUCAAUGCCCAUGCCUACUUGUGACUGGUGUUGAAGUAUAAGGAAAGCUCUUGAGGUGCAGGAAUGAGGGGGCUGACUCCAGAGUCGGAGGGAAGUCCUGCUGAAGAGAUCCAGAUCCAGCAUGCACACUAGGCAGUUCUGCAGAGAACAAACUGUGCUGGAGACGAGCGAGGGGGAGGAGGAGGAAGGAGAAUGUAAGAGAGGGAAGGAGUGUCGGGCUAUAAAUUCAUCCAGUCGUUUUUCUUGCUCACACACACACACACACACACACACACACACACACACACACACACACACACACACACACACACACACACACACACACACACACACACACACACUUAGAGCUCUGUCAGGAGGAAUAUAUGGUGUGCAGCUGAGAGCAGAGAGGCUGGACAAACCGCCCUUGUUUCUGUGUGUGUGAGUGUGGGUGUGUGGAUAUUUAUGCUUUUGUUUGCGCCUUUACUCUAUAUGCGUGUGCAUGUGUGGAUAAAAACAGCUCUGAUGAUGUCAGGAGUUUGUGAACAGUAACCUAUAGUUUCUGUGUUGUGGCUGUUUGGUGCUUAUUCACUGUUUUGACAUUCAUGUUAGCACUGAGGUGAAAACGACAACUUCAUACGCUUUAAUCACUACUAUAUUUAUAUCCCUGGAGAACUCUGCCCAAUGAAACACACUAAGAUUUCUAACUUUAUACCAUAUAUUUAUAAAUGAAUCCAGUCUAUUGGGUCAUUUCAGAUCGAGGGAUAAACACAAACUCAGUAUUUUCACAAAUCUGCAUUUUUUACAAGUGAAAAAGAACACGAGACUUUAGUACAUGAAGCUCUGCCGUACACAGGACAUGAAAUCAGACCCAGCAUAAGACUCAAACCACUGCUGCUGCAGAAGAUUACAGAGCUAACACUGAGUCACUGCCUUUUCUAGUGGUUUUCAGACUCAGGGGGUCAGGACCCAACACCCGGUCACAGCAGGAUAUAAAUAAGUCCCCAGAUCGUUCAGCAGGAACAGAUGAUGGCUUUUAACUGAAACAUCCCAAUUCCCCGAGUAAGCCUCAGUUUGCACUCAGGAUUACUCUCUAUGUGCAUUUUGGUUUAAGGAUAAAAACAUUUUCAGGAGGCCUGUGGCUGAAAACCCCAGACAGUUACGGUGAAGACAAAUCUUGAACAGUGAUCUCUUCUUCUGGUUUCAUGCUCCAAACUUUGAUCAUUAUUACAACAGUCAAUCUGCGGCUAUUAACAGCAGCAUAUCCUAACAGCUCUACAAAGACGCUCAAGGAAUGCAAAUGUUGUCUUAAGUGUUGGGAACAUUUCAGCUGUGUGUUUGGGUGUUUGCAUGUUUGCGUGAAAUGCUAAGAGAAAGCUAAAAUUGUUUGUUUAAUGUAUCCUGUGUCCUCCCUGCAGGCUGGUGUUCGGGACUCUGUAUCCUGCAUACUACUCCUACAAAGCUGUCAAGACUAAAAACGUCAAGGAAUACGUAAGUUCAUGAGAAUCACACUCACACUCACCAGCUCACACCUACACUGUAAUGAACACACCAACGUAUAAAGCCUCUAAAGGAGAGACUACAAGGUGUUGCGACGCCUUCUCUCUCUCUCUUUUCACGCAGUUAACUCAGAGCGUUUGUAUUAGAAAAGUCACAGUUCUUAAUACUGAAGUAACUUCUCUUACCGUAACAUUCAGAAUAUCAAGUUACUCUUGAUAUGUGGCAUAUCAUUUACAACGGUUACCGUAAAUGUUGGAAAACAGGUCCCACCAGUUUUAAGAUAUUAUCUGUUUGUUAAUUGAGGAACUGUAAGAAGGAAAGACCUAAAAGGAUUCCUUGAAUAAAACAGGAACUAAGAUUUUGUGUUUUGCUGUGUUUUUAUUAAGUGAUCCUGUUUGGUUCCUUGCAGUUUGGUAUGGCUUGAUACUGUAAACCUGGCUCUUUCUUGCAUUUCCACAGCAGACUUAACAGGAAGCAUGUUGGCUAUGUGGUGUCCUCAGAUAAACUGUACUUUUGGUGCACACUUUUACCAUGGUUGUACUUACAGAAUGCUUUUCAAAACAAAAGCCUCAUCAGCCUUUUAAUGUGGGGGGACUCCUUUUGUUUUCACACGCUGCUUUUAGAAAGUCGCAGAGCUCUUUAUUUAAGCAGAACUUUUGCUACAGGAAACGCUGUUAUUGUUCAUGUGUUGCCGGUAAGCCUUGUGUAUUAUCGAAUCGUAUCAAUUUUCAGGGAAUAGUUUAUCUUUUGCGGUCUCUAUUUCUAUUUUCAGCCACCAUCUCUGUGCCCGUCUUACAGCUCAGCUAGUAUCACAGUGUCAAUUAAGCACCUGUUAACAGUGUAUUACACCUGGAUGCAUCUUAAGAUAUGAAAAAAACAUACAUGAACCCAAAUCAAAGUUCAUUGAUUAAAUGAAAUGAAGUUAGCAGAGAUCAGAUUAUCACGAUACCUGGGCCACGAUACAAUAUUAUUGGGAUUUUAAACAAUUUGCAAUACAGUGAGUAUUGCAAUACAAUAUAUUGCGAUUUAUAGAAUUUUUUCAACUGUUUAGCUAAUUUAGCGUUUGCCUUUUCUUCGUAUGUCUUCUUUGCGCAGUAUUUUAUUUUCAUGUAGCACUUCUUGCUGACCUUAUGUGUCAGGUCCAUCUUAUUUGUGCCCUGUUUGCAUUCCUAAUGUGCUGCUAUAUUUGUUGCACUAACUUUAUGAUGUCACCUCUGCCAACCUCACUGGACAAACCGUUGAUUUUAUUUUUUUCAUUAUCAUAGAUUUGACUUCAUAUUAACAAUUAAUUUGUAAAAAUGAGACAAUACAAUAAAUCACCAGACAAAAUAUUGAGAUAGUAUGCAGUAGCGAUUUUUUUCUCUACCACCCCUUAUAUAAAUGAGUACAGUUGCUCCUUCACAGUUCUCUCAGUACCCUUGGUACGGCUCAGUUUUUUUGGUCCUUUCCCAACUUUUGACAUUGAAAACACACGAAAGUUGCUUACAGUGUACUUAGUCUGCAUUAAACUGAUUGAUUGUAGGUCUGAACAGUGGCUUCCAGAGGUACUAUUGAAUGUGACCGUUACAAACACCCUGGGGAAAAAUCAAACAAAUGGAGCAGCUCCAGACCUGCUCACUGAGGGGAUUUCGCUGAAAGUGUCAUGGAUGGCACUUACUGGCAGCAACAGAAAUUCUCUCUUAAAGCUAAAACGUACAGGAUGUGUAUUUGGAGUGUGGCAGCAGCGUCCAGACAGGAAGUCAAGCACGAAACCGUACGUCAUCCGGUAUUUCAAAAUAAAACACCAUAUGCGAACUCCCAACUGUGUAUCAGUUCGUGUAGAUGGGAAAUACUUCCUGGUUAUGGAUUUAUCAGUACCACAGAACAAUCCGAUGGUCGAUCUCUGAUCCAUGUUGACUCCAACUGCUAACUCUGUCUGAAGGUAACAGCACAGCAUAAAGGAACAUAGUUUACUUUAUCAAACAUGAGUAAACCUGCAAAAACCUAAACAGUAAAAUCACGUUGCUUUUUCACAUAUAGUAGAGGCUCAACGGUCACUGAAUUAUAUCCAAAUUAGCAGGAAAUAGACCACAGAACGGCAAAACAACCUGUUGUGAGCAUGUUGUUUCCUCUAUACUGAGCUCAGCUGACCAGGGCUGCACUACGCUGCUGCUACACUCCAAAUAUGCAUCCUGUAUGCAAUACCCAAUGCUAAUCUGCAGAGCAAAUACGGAACGUGCUCAAUACGAAUCCUGUAUGUUUUACGCAAAUAAACAGUUCAUCUUUCUGUGUGUUGCAGCUGCAUCCUGCACACCACAAAUAAACUCAGGUGAAAGGUUAUCAUGUGAUGUCAACUAUGGGCUGGCUGCUCAUUUAAGCUAUAGCAUAAUUCAUUUCAGGGGUAAAAGGGUAAAAGAGUUUCUCAAACACUCACAGCUCCCCCCUCUGCACAUAGGCAGCUUGUGACCUGUGCUGAGGCUCUGCUCUUCCCUCUAACGUGCAUGCUGAUAAAGUCCUAUACAUGCAUAUAGAUGUGAGGGCCUGCAUGAGUUUUCUUGCAGGAGCUGGCUGAUGUAACUAAUGUGAGUGAGAGUGAAAUCCCAGCGUAGCACAUGAGUUAGUAACACAUUCGCACACUCGCACACACAUACAGAGUGUUAACAGUGCCGCUCACAGGCUCAGGUUCAGUCAUCUCCGAGCUUCCUUCACUUUGUCUUUCUCUUUGUCUUCGUUUGUUGCUGAUCCCAGCCUGAACUGAUCCUCAGGUCCCUUUUGUUGUGUGUGUGUUUACUAUUUGGCCAGGUUAAGGUAAAUCAUUUUCUUUUAACAAUGCUGAAUUCAAGGAAGACAUAGAUGGAAAAACAGUCUUCAUGCCAUCAGUCUAAUCCUAUUAUUUGAACACAAUAGCUCAGGAAUACCCAGAGGGAGUGUCUUCAGCUUCAACACUAACAUGCACUUGUACGCAAGGAUGAACUGAUGAGAUUAUCGAGGUCAACGGUCACUAUUACCCACGUGUAUUAUUAUGUUGGUUUAAUGAACAAUCUCCCCUCGCUCCACCUCUCACUCACCUGUUUACUCUGCUGCCAUGAAAACGGGUCUACUGACACUCACAUGGUCUGCAGAGAAAUAUAGGAGAGGGAGAGAUCUUCUCUGGUAUUACGUCUCCCAUGUGAGUGAUUGUGCUUUAACCUUUCUUGUUUAGUUUUUUCAGAAACUCGAUUUCUCUAAACUCCAUAAUUCUUUGUUAAAAAUCAACCAGCAUUCAAAACCGUCUCCUCUCUUCUCCAAAUGGAUCUUUCCACCUACGAUUGAGACAUAUCACUUUGGUUUCACUUACACUUCUGUUUACUUUAUCAGCAUUUAUGGAUGAUAAUCACAAGUUAAUGUGCGAAACAUUCAUGCAUCUAUGUACAUUAUCCAUUACUGAAGUGAAGGAUCAACAAUCUGAGAAAUAUGACAUAUUAUUAAUUCAGUAAUUACCUCACUAUAAAUGUCUGGUAUUGAUUAAUAAUUCUGUUCAAUUAUGUGCUCUUCAUAAUGAGCUAAUUACGGUGCUCCACCAAGUGAAGUCAGAACAUGAUUAUAUUUCUGUUAAUCGUUUCUGGAGACAGAAGCUGAUUACGAUCCCACGUACAGAAAAUAACCAGCAGAAAGUCGACCCAACAAUAUAUCACCUCCAGAAGACCACUCGGGGCAUGUCUCUGACCAAAGUGUCUGAAAUGGACUCCAUGAGGGUGGUAUGAGGACCCCACAUCCACAAAUGGGGCCUGUGCUCACUUAUUGGUGCCGUGCAGCCUGAUUGAUAUUUACAAGAGAACACCAGAAUGGGCAGAUCCACCUCUGGUACCCUGUUCUCUUCAUGGAUGAGGGCAGGAUCACACUGAGCAUAUGUGCUGCACAAUAUAUCGUUUAUCAUGCAUCGUCAUCGCGAUGUAUGUGUGCACGAUAGUCACAUUGCAGAGCCUGUGAUGUCGGAGGUGAAUGAACUCAUCUAAUUUCAAGGGUAGCUGACUGACAUACACUGCAUGUGACUCUGCAUGUGCUGUGCAGCGAUCCAACAACCACAUUCAUUCUUAACUGCUACCUUGCCAGCUGUCAAUCAAAAUCAGAGAGGAGGAAACCACGCCCCUGCACAUGGAGUGAGUCGCUGGCACUGCCGGCGUCAUGCCGAGAAACACGUGCCCGCUGAGAUUUACUUUCAGAACAUUACUCAUCACUGUUUAGCCCCACAAAUAACAAUUGAACGGGUUUUAAAUUGUACAUUUCUGUGGACUACUCUACUACAAGUGGUGCGCGUUUCUCAGCACAACACUGGUAACAACAACGAUUGCAAAACGAGCAACGAACAAGAGACACCACCGAAAAUUGAGACUUGUUGCUAAAAAGAAAAAGGAAAGUGAGUUAUCUGGAAUUAUUUCUGUUACAAGAAGGAUGAUGACGGGAUAUAUAUCGCAGGGUCGAAAAAAAUCGUGCAGCCUUGGUCUGUUGGCAAGAGUUAUAUUAUCUGCCUCAAGGCUUUUGAUGAUCAAGUUACUGAAGUUAUUCAAAGAAUUGUUUUGGCCCUACCCAGAAAGCUCAGUUACACUAAUCAACAGGUGCACUUCACAGCUGAUCACCUACGAACAAUGACAUGCUAAGAUCAGCUGAUUUGAUAGUUGAGAUCAGGAUAGGGACAUCCACAGUUUAAGAACAAGAAAAAUGUUCAUAUUUCACGACCAGAUUUAACAAAAGGCUGAAGACCAAAGUGAAGAGUUUCUCUCGAGGAAAGUCAGGGUGAUGUGGUUGAGUGAACCUCGUUGGGUGAAUGGGUCUAGCGUGUAUUGUGUGAUGGCGUGUCUCCACCGCCUCUGUCUUCAUGCUCUGUCUAGCAGGUUUAGCGUUACGGUCAGACUCAGUGGCUGUAAAGAGCUGAUGUCAGGUGUUUUUGUCUUCUCUUUUAAUGGAAGGCAGUUACUCACAGACGUGUCCAGUAAAUGUCUGCUAUUGCCUCAGGAAGGCAAAAUGGCUGCUGUAUAUUUUACUGAGGUCACGUCUUAAUGUCCUCGCCACUGAUGAGAUGAAGGAGGGAGGGACGGAGAGGAAAGAGCUGUCAGAGAUGGAGGGAGCGAGCGAGGGAGGAGAGGGAGAUAAAAGAGAGAGGUAGAGGUGUAUCCAGAUUAGAUGUCCUCUUCAUCUCACUGCCUCUCUCUCUUUACAUCUAUCAUUCCCACGACUGUGUGUGUGUGUGUGUGUGUGUGUGUGUGAGCAGAGGGAGUUCACUGUGAGGUCACCAAUUAACCAGACCAGCAGAAAUGUUGUGUGUGUGUGUGUGUGUUUAGAGUCUGCAAACUUUAGCCAUCCUGCCGGUGUGUGUGUGUUUGUAUUCGUAGUUUGUGCAUGUGAGGCAGGUGGAUAUGUGUUUGUGUCCCUCGCCCUUGUUCUCUCUCGUCCAAACACAGACUUUACUCCCUCACUCCUCCACACACACAUACACACACACACACAGACUCACAGAAACACACUGACAUUUCAUUAGCUAGUGUCAGUGUGUGUUCAGUCAUGCGGCAGCGGCCGGGUCUCACUAAUACCUCAGCCUGCCAUGUGACUGUCUGCCCGCCUGCCACUGUCUGCCGCUGGCUUUGAUAUGGAAAUCCAGCCAGAGGAGCCUGGAAAGCCCUGAAGAGGGGACGGAGGGAGUGAGGGAGCAGCAAGGGCAGCAGACAGUGAAAGAAAGCAAAGAGAGAAAUAAUCAGAAAGCUUCUUUUUGCCCUUCAAUAACACUGACCUUAGAGGGAGAGAGGUGCAGGAAAGAGGAAGAGUGAGGGAUUAAAUGCAAACAUCAGAUCCCUCUCUGUCUCUGAGACCAGUUUGAUUUCAUUUGUUUUAUCCUCUGCAGAAGUUCCAGUCCUUGAUUCUGGUCUGUGUUUACUCUCCACCUCAUGCAUGUGUAAAUGAAGCAACCUGACAGACCAGAUGGCAAACAGCCAGACUAUCUGCUCUUUGUUUUCAGGGACUUAGACAGUACACUACUACGAUUGAAACCUACUUUAACCCCCACAUGUUGGAGCUGAGUGUUCAGUGUGAUUGGUGUACAGGAGUUUCCUGUAACUAUAGGUUUUUAGGCAGAUAUUCAAAUGGUCAACCGUGACCUCAAAAUUAAACUAACACAAAAAUGUGCUGCUAAUAAAUUGGAAAUGAAAGAGAGACCAAGUGGAUGGCUGGGUAAAAACACAGUACUAUGGUUGUUGACUGUAAGUAAGUCUCUAUAUUUUAGGGGAUUUUGGCAUCAUUGACAAGUGCUGAUGUUUUGCUGCCUCAUCUUUAAAGGUUUUUCUACAGGUAGACUUAUCAAAAAUGAAUUUACCUUUCAGGCAAUUCUAGUGCCAACUGGUAUGGGUGACGCCAUUGAAGUGCAUAUCUCUAGUGUUGAUAACUGAAUUUUCUAUUGUAUUUGGGCACAGUUUUUCUUUGUGUUUGUUUUUGACCCUCCAUCACUCAAGUUCAAUCCAUCUAGUUAUUCUUCUUUUGGGAAUCUGUUCAACAUUUUCUUUGCUGAAUGCUUUUGGACUGAUCUGCCAUCUAUUUUGGGGGAUCGGUGAUCGGCUGAUCCUUACAUAUGAAACCGAUUUUAUCCAUCGAUCUUAUCUACCUCAGCAAAGGUCUGAAAGUCAGCCAUUGAAGCUUUUUAGUUUAAGUUGUGUUGUUAGUUUGUCCUGUAGAUUAUUAUUUUACUAACUUCCUCAAAUCUUGUGAUUUCCUUUAUUUGUAAAAGUAAAAUACUACUGUGCACUUUAUUUUGGGAGGAGUCUAAAAACAGGCCUGCAGUGUGACCUGCUGCACAAAAUGUGGAGAAUAAUAGACUAAAGGAACUGAUAUAAUUUAGUAGUCUGGACAGCAAUAUUCUAAACAAUUUAUUUAUAUUUGAGAGAACUACCUCAUGUGCAGUUAAAACAAACACAAAAUGUUUGUAUUGUUUCACAAGUAUUGUUUAGUGUUUUUCAUUCAAAUAAGAUUGGAGCAUCGAAGGUGUAUGUUGUCAGUUAUUUAAAAAAAAAAUCAGUAUCGGCCAAAAUCGGUAUCUGCAGGUCAAAUCUUUUAAAGAUCGGUGAUCGGCCAGAAAAUUGUGAUCGGUGCUCCCCUAAUCUCAGCUCUUCGGCCCUUACAUGAAUCAUUUGUAUCUUUUAAAGGCCUCUUUCCUUCACCAGCUACUGUAGAUAUAUGGACUGUAAGCUAAUACAGGCCUGUCUGUCUUUUUGUUCUAGCUGUAUUUUAAUCACUGUCUCUACUCUUUGUGUGUUUUUGUGCAGGUGCGAUGGAUGAUGUACUGGAUUGUGUUUGCACUAUACACUGUGCUGGAGACCAUCACUGACCUAACACUGGCAUGGUGAGUUUUUAUUAAUCAACUCUAAAGCAAAUGAAAGUGCGCAGUGUUAUCUCUCUUCAAGGAUUGUCUCAAACUCAAAGACUGGAUAAAACAAUUUCAGACAGAAAAAGAUCUCUGAUGACUAAGAGGCCCAUUCUUGGAUGGAGUAUCAAACCACAAAAGGGAGACUGAUGUCUGCCUGUGUGUGCUAUUUCAGGUUUCCUCUGUACUACGAGCUAAAGAUAGCCAUCGUGAUCUGGCUGCUGUCCCCUUACACCAGAGGAGCGAGUCUCAUUUACAGGAAGUGUCUGCACCCUCUGCUGUCCUCCAGAGAGAGGGUAAGAUCAUCUACCUCCCAGCCUUUGUUGUUAGAGGAGACCAAUUAUACCCGUUUUAACCUUUUAUUAUGUCAGUCUGGGACGCUUGAAAAGUGGCUUGGCAGGAUUCGCAGCCCAGAGAAACCUGCAUAUAUCUCAUACUGGUGUCCUCAUUUUUGCUCUAUUCAGCCUCCACCUGAAAAUUUUAAUUUUUGCUGUUUUCUCUGAUAAAAAGUUCGACACAGGUUGUUGGUGUUACUAGUUACACAGCUUUUCAGCCACUAAAUGACCUAAAAGUCAUGACUUUACAAAAAACAUCUGAGGCUAGCUGUUUGAGCCCAGGCUUGUUCCUUAUUAUACAUAAGCUAUUAUUAAAUUAGCUGCUGUCAUAAUGUUACUCACAGCUUUUGGUCCUGAGCCCUCAUGGAUAGUCUUUAUACCAUACUGAACCGAAUAUGAGACAGCCCCAACUAAAAGGCGACACCCCAUUUUUGAUUGAAAUGAUGGCAUAGUCUGCUAACAGCAGUGAUGCUCUUGACAUUCAUACUUGAAUCACCAUAGAUGGAUGCAGACAGUGGCUGAAAUAUUCACAAAUCAUCUCUGUGGAAUAGAAAAGCCCCUGAGUGUCACAGAAACAAUAAGUUUUUUCAGAGAGCUCACAAAGUGAGUGGAUUCUAUAGGCCUGAUAUAAACACUGCGAUAUUAUGUCAUAACAGAUUUCUAGAGAGUUUAAAAAAGAUCUAACCUUCCCCAGUUGAAGACCAUCUGACCGUUGUCUAGAUGGAUUUUUCGGAAGAAAAACUCAUCAUAUCCUCAAAACAGUACUCGAGAUGUAAGAGACCUGGGUUUCAGUAUCAGAAACAGCUCAUGGUUUUAAAGGGAGUCUUCAUUGAAGUGUGGAGCACAAACCACUCAGAUAUAACUGUGGUCCUGAAAAAAGAUCCCCUUUGAUUUGACAAAUACACAAACCUGCCUCCUCCUGCUCCUCUCCGCUCCCACUACUUUCCCUGCUCUCCUCUCUCCUCCUGCUCCUCUCCCUGCUCUCCUCUCUCCUCCUCUUGCUCCUCUCCCUGCUCUCCUCUCUCUUCCUGCUCCUCUCCCUGCUCUCCUCUCUCUUCCCGCUCCUCUCCCUGCUCUCCUCUCUCCUUCUGCUCCUCUUCCUGCUCUCCUCUGCUUCUUCUGCUCCUCUUCCUGCUCUCCUCUGCUUCUUCUGCUCCUCUCCCUGCUCUCCUCUCUCCACCUGCUGCUGCCUGGUAGUUUGUACUUCUUUUCCACAUGGUCCAGCUGUAACCUCUUGUUGCUCCUGAACUUUGUUUUGGUUGGUCUGAGCUGCUUAUGAAGAAGUGAAGGUGAUAGUUGUUUGAAAGGAGGGGCCACGCCCACAAUCUGCUGUUGAAGAAGUGAGGAAGGGUGUGCUUUAAUUCAACAUGAAUGAAAUCGGGGGGCUAGCUAUGCCCAGUAUGCACAUCCAACACAGUACAAUUAUAUAUGUUUGAUAUUAAAAGACUGAUCAGGUGUUUUUAAGCGAUAACACAUCCAUCGAUAUUGAACAGUCUUGUGUUGAUUGUCUCUCUGCAGGAAAUCGAUGAGUACAUCGUGCAGGCCAGAGAGAGGAGCUAUGAGACCAUGGUCAACUUUGGCAAACAGGGACUGAGCAUCGCAGCCACCGCUGCCGUCACUGCAGCUGUCAAGGUACGUCUCUGUGUUAACCUGUGUGAAACAUGCUGCAUAUUAAAGGUUGUAUUCUGUUUGAUGUGUGUUUAAAGUCACAUUUCCAUCUGCUACCACCUGAGGAAGUUUUACCCUACACUUCUCCUGUGCAUUAUUGCAACACCAUCCCUCCCUGCUGUUUGCCAUGCUGAGGCAGAUAAAUGCUUUUAGUCAUGUUUCUAUUUUCUAUCAGAGCUGGUGAGAAAUGGGGACAGCUUUCCGUUAGAUACAACAGUGCCCUCUUCCUGUUGUAGACAGUAAAGCCGUCCAGCAGAUUGUUUUUCUCAAGUCUCUGUUUUCCUAAAUGCUCUCACACUGAGCCUGUACAGCAGUGGCAGAUACACAGAAAUGCUGUUUCUGUUGUCUUUAUACAUGCAGUAAAGUUGCACUAGAUGCUUUAGUUAGUCCUGAAUGAGAUCCAAACUUAAACCAAAUAAAGGCUGAUCAUAUUUUAAAACACUUCCUCUAUGUUCACAUAUCCUCUGUGAGUGUGCCCUGGAGCCAGAGCUGACUGCAGAGUCAGUAAAUCUGAAUGUGUGUGUAUGUGUGUGUGUGUGUGUGUGUGUGUGUAUGAGCUGGUUUCAUCAGCGUUGCGUGAAUACCUGAGUGAAUCAGAUAAUCCCCGCUGACCUCCUGCCUAAGGCUUCACUGCACCAGGGUAAUCCCGGGCAGUGGGAAUCCACUACCGAGCAGAAAGUCAGAAAGUUAUCAGUGCCACGUUCACAGCAGGAUCCCUCCAUCAUGCACAGCCCGGGUAUAGAUCCACACAGGGCUCGAGUCAUUUUUAAAGGAUGUUCAAAGAUCUAAAAGAAAUGUCCCUUUUGUCGAAACAAAAGCUUAAAAGUAAUGAAUGCUCUCUUAAAGUCGAUUUUAAAAUUGUAGAAAUUGACUUUGAAGAGAUCUUUAAAGAUGUCAUGUUGUUGGAAUCAUCAUGAACUGCUUUCCCUAAUUUCAAUCAGUCUGCUUGUUAAAAUCAAGUGAAAUUAGUCUCUAGAUUAUACCAACUAGGGGUGUCACAGAGCACAUAAAUCACGGUUUGGUUUGUACUUCGGGUUUUGGAGUCACAGUUCAGUUCUUUAUCACAACAUAAGUGAAUUCAUCCACCUGUCAACAGAACUGCAAAAGAUCAGACAAUGUACUUACAACAGCAGUUUUUGUUUGUUCACGAAGACCUGAACUAUGGAUGAAAUUUAACCCUUGGUUCCUACUUUGUCCAUUUUGAGGACAUUUGUCAUUUUUUUUAUUUUUAUUUUGAGCUGACAGGCACAUUUUUAAAGAUUGGGGCAUCAAAUUUGGUGAGCCUUCUUAUUUUUCUUCAUAUUAAAAGAAAAAAACAAAAAAACAAAACUGUGUCACCUGUAGAACUCUGUCGCCACACGCAUUUUCAGCUCCAUCCACCCUACUUUGUCUGCAAAUCAGACCAUAGACUUCCAUCAAAAACACGUUUUUUUGACCGUGAGUUUAUGACACUACAACAACAUAUUGCAACCUUUUUUUGCAGUCAGUCGAUCACCAGGGCUCUAAAUUUACUUUCCGACAGUGAUGAAACAGAUUGAGUCUUCAUGCAUGGACUGAGAGUGUUUGAAGCGUUACUUCAUCCACUAAACAUUAUCAGAAUUGAAUGAAACUUUACAUGCCACUAGAUUUGGAUAAAUCAGGACUCUUAUCAUCUGUCAGUGGUGAGAUAAAGCUCUUGUAGUAGACUCAGCUUGACAAUGUUUAAUUGCCUGGUCAAACUAGGUUUUAGCUCAUUUGGCGGCUGCCGGCUGUUCCGUUUCCCGCAAUACUAGAUCGUUUUCAGGAACUGUUCUCCCCAUCAGUCAAGCACACACAAACACAUGGAAAAAUAGGGCCAAGGUUCAAAAAUCAAAGUUCCCCCUCAAGUGAUCGUGACAAAAGGACAGGAAGCACACCAAAGACUGUUUAAAACAGCUGGCCUUAGUGAUGUCUCUCAUUGGAAAUACUGGAUUAAGCUUUGGUCAACCCGAAGUUAAACCCGGUCUCGCUUGCGUUUCGGCAGCAGCCUGAACCCUGGAGCUUCCCACAGGAAGUGUGUUUUGUCGAAACAGUUGUUGCAUUUCAAAUAAUGACCACCGUUGAAGGCAGACCCCCCCUUACUGUAGUCCCGAAUGAGCCACUUAAAAACCAAACCACAGCAGAGAAACCAGUAUGAAUAAAAGCUCAGCCUCAGAGCUGUCGGGAGCCAAGAGGAAGUAUUAGGAAAGUCUUGGUGCGAUGCCAGAGGACAGGAAAUUAAAUUUACUCUGAUUACUAGUGUCCUCUGGUACACUUUCAAAAUAAGUCUUUCUCUUCAAUAAGUUUGUGUUGGACUUCAAAUAUAGCCUCAGUUCUGAGCUCUUUUUUAAGAAACAAAGAACAUUCAGUCCCCUCUGGAAGAAACAGAAAAACAUGACUGAGUGGAGCCCGAAAUAUACUGAAACAAGAGGAGUGUGGAUCUGAAGGAUCGAUGCCAAGGGUGUGACUGUGCGAACUGAGGAGAACUGAGCUGUACCUCUGACUGCUUCAGGGCCUUGCUCUCUCUCCACCACACUCUCUGUUUCUCCUUUCAUUUAGCUCCUCUCCACCUCUUCCUCGCCUUCAGUUUUUAUCGGCUGUGUUUCAGGUCACUGCGCUUUUACAAAUCCUCUUCAAGCUUCUGGUAUCUUUAGCUGGAUUUUGAUUGACUUGGCUCGUACGAUAGAAAAAAGAAGCUGAACCGUACAUAAAAUCCAUCAGUCUGAACCUCUCUUGAAGACUGAAGCUCACAGCUCACAGAGGAGACUCCAGAGCUGUGGUUGGCUUAACCAAACACACUUCUGCAUUUGGAUUCCGAGGUUUUUACGUGAUUUUAUUGAGUGAGAAACUCCAGAGAGCCGCUUAUUGAAGCUACAGUAUGCAGCGUCUUACAUUAUGCAUGCAGCAUACAUGCAUAUUGAUGCACAUGUAGCCUGAGGCUGAUUUAAAUUGUAUCUGUAAAGCCUACACAGGUAUAAAGAAACAUCUCCUUCCUUACUGCUCUCUUUAAUUAAAUGACCACUCCUGAUAUCAAAGUACACCAGGCUGCCCCCGCUUUCUACUCCACUGGUGCAAACAUGAACACAAGUAAAACUUGUCUUAUAUGCCAGCCAGGGAAGCAUUGACCGGUGAAAACACCAUCGCUUUUACAGCUCUGUACUUAUGGUUCUUACAAUAUCACAGUUUGAUUGUUUUAUAUGUGCUCUCCAGUAGGGCUGUUUGAUAAAUCCAUUUUAAAUCGUAAUCGGAUUAUUUGAUAAUGACGAUGUUAAAAAAAUUAAAAUCGUCAAAUCGAUUUUCGUCCACACGGAAACAAAUUUAGGAGUAAAUGUUUUUCGUCGUAUUGGCGUUUCAUCCGUACAGAAACAGCAUUUUGACUGUAAACGAUACUUUUUGAAAAAGGGUCUGAGAAUGCAUACAAAUUCGUAAACAAGUAUCAUUUCAUCUCUGUUUGGAUGCCUUUCUGCAUCUUUCCUGAAACGAUUAUGUAACACACAGAGUAACUCUUUAAUGGCGCCUGCGUGUGUCCAGCCAAAACAACCGUUUAAGGCAUGAUCGGCACUCUUCUUCUGUCUUUUGUGCAUUUCUUCAGCGUCGUUAUAGCGCCACUUACUGGCUUGGCAUAUGCACUACCAUCUUUUCAGUGGUUUUCGUUCUGAGAGAUGAUAGAAAACCUUUUUAUUUUUAAAGUGAAGUUAGGUGAAGCUGUCACUGAAUAAAACAUCAAAAAUCGAGUUUUCAGAGGGAAAAAAAAAUUGAGAUUUUAUUUUGGGCCAACAUCGUGCAGCCCUACUCUCCUGGUCCUUUCCAGAAUCCUGGUCCACAAACUCUAGAGUAUGCACAGACUGCUUUGGCAAGUUUCAGUCCAAUUGAGCCAUAUACAUGACAGAGAAGUUUAGUGUGAUUUCAGCCAGACUACCUUAUUUGCGUCUCUUAAAAGUCCAGAAUGGGUUCAUAAACAUACUUGUAAGCUUAAGGGUUGUCCUGGAAAGUAAUAUGGUAAAUGAAGACACCUGCACAGCAAUCCUGUCAUAAGCCUAUGAAAAAUAAUUGUACCGUUCUCAACCUCACUGUUCGUCUCUGCUCAGCUGGUGACUUUGUGUAAACUCAGCACCUGUUUUUAAUCCAAUUAAGACUGGUCCCUGAAAAGACCAUGACGGUUCAUAAAAUGUUCAUAAACACAGUCUUUCUUCAUGUUGGUUUGUAAAUAAAUCAUUACACUGAUGAACGUGGGCGAUGUGCUCGCUGUCUUUGGUGUGUCCGCGCUGAUGUGGAGUCAUGCAGCCACAAUGUUUCCAGUCUGAAGCUGCUCUAAGCCUCUUUCUUCACCAUAGACACUUCCUGACAGAAAACACUUCCACAUUCAGUUUCUUCUUGAUGAACUGUUUGCUUCAUAAACUGUAGACCAGCAGUGACCACUUCUCUCUAUUAUUCAUGUAUUUCCUGUAUGUAGGUCAAUAUGAUGCUAUGUUGCUCUCUAGCUAACCCUCUUGUGACUUUGUUUCUGCUUCUCUCUCCCUCUCUCUUACUGACAUCCGUCUUUCUUCAGGGUUUCUGUGCUUCAGCAGGCUGCUCUGGGAGGUAAACACCAGUCAGUGAACGCAGCAUGGACAGAGCGUUCCCUUUCCUUUUCAUUUCAUACCAGUGUUAUCCUCCAGUCUCACCCUGUUCAUUUCCAGACACUGAUGAUCUUUAACUAGAAGAGCUGAAAAAACAUCUUUUUUUCCAUCUGUUACUAUUUUCCCUUUUUUCUGUUCUGUUUUUAGAGUCAAAUAAAUCAACAAAGACAUUUAAAACCUUUAAAACUUCAUUCACGUCCUUCUGUUUGAAAGAGGUUUUAACACUUUUUAUCUCUUUCUUUCUUGCUUUCUUUCUUUCUUUUUAACUCUUUGCCAUUUCAUUGUGUCUUCCUUUAUCCCAAAGCUCAUUUUGUGAACGGUUACCAUGAUGACAUGUCCAUCAAUGUGAUAUUUUGUUUUCUUGUUGAUGUUGAUUAUGUGUCUGAGACUUACAUAUAACUUCAACACAACUUCCGUCAAGCUAUUUGAAGGAAAUCAUAAUAUAAUAAACACACUAAUAUAGUUUCUAAACUUCUCGAGAGUGUAAGUGGUCCCAGAUUGGGGUAGAUAUUCGGUUUUGCCAGGUGACCCAUAAUUCCUUCUUAUUUGACAGAUGGCCAAUAAAAUGAAGUAAUAAAAAAAUAAUAAUAAUUUGAGUUCAGAGUUUAGUUUUUUUUUAUUUGAGUUUAGUUUUUGCCUCUUGUUCUACUUUCUUGUCUCACCUAAUGUCCGGCCCACAAGGCCAUCCAAUGGGCUGGACCUCACAUGAACAUUCAACACAAUUGUCCCAAAGUAAUUUCUUGUAAAUGAAUCAAGAUCAAUUUUAAGUGUCAAGCUUUUUAUUGUCAGUUUCUGCCGUACGUGAGUUCCUACACCGGGAUUGAAAAGACGUUUUCUUUCUGGCCCAUGAUGCAAAAAUACAGAGAAUAUAUUAAAAGUAAUAAAGAAUAAAUCAAUAAAAAGAGAAGGGUAUAAUACAGCAGGAGAGGGGUAAGUGUGUCCACUCUGCCCUCAUGCCUACUCUGUCUAUAAACAUACACACAUUUACCCUAUGCAUACACAUGUAAACCUAAACUGUGUUUAUGAAGGGGCCGCUGCAUCCACACGUGCCGCUAUCUUCAUCUAAAUGAUGCUGAAAGUUUUGGUUUAAAUUCAAAACUUGCUUAUAGGCAUUUAAACACAGUUUUACACUGAGUUUAUCUGCUACUAUUCUUUUUUGACCCAAACUUUUUCAAUUGUAAUGAAAAUUCAUAACAGUCCCAUGAACUACUGGUAUAGGUAUCGGCCCUGAAAAACCAAUAUCAGUCAAGCCCCUCAUCCCAUUUGUUCUCUUAUUGAAUGUGCUUCUCUUUAUAAUGGACUGAUGUCAGUAUAUAUUAAUUAUUGUCUUCAUCUGCUGCUAGAUUUCAGAAAAUGACUGAUGUUAAUGUUUGGGGCUAAACUACACCAUCAAAGAAUUUAACACUGUUUCAUAGAGCCAAUAACUGUUUAAGAUUGAAGAUGCUGCCAUUGGGGAUAGGAACAAGUGUUAUUGGUGUUGAAAAGCCAAUAAUCAGCCUGAUCAAUUUCAAUGGUUUCAUGCAGCUAUAAUGCACCCUGGUAUCUGACAGGUCUCAGUAUCCUCUUCUUUUGUCUGAGUGAUGACAGAGCAGCUGACAGAAAUAAAAACAAACUCUGACACAUCUGAUAAAAAGUCAGCUAACUAAUGAACAGUUGCCCUUGUCCUGCAGUCACUCUCUGGUAAAGAUGCACCUCUUGUCUAAGAGAGGAAACUUUAGUUUGGUUUCAUGAUACAGACUUUUGUUUUGCUGCUGAGUGUCAUCUCAAAAGCUCAGAUGUAUUCUCAUUUACAUGCUUCAGUGUUAAGGUGAGGUUAAUUUGUCUCAGCAGUUUAAAGACCACAGGAGGAGUGCUUCAAAUGUUUUAGACAGACAAUGAUCUGAGGUGUAACAUCCAAGUUGUUGGCUUUGGAAAGUGUCCCCCAGGCCAUAGUCUGCAAAGCUGCAGCUUAAGUAAACUAACACAACUAGUUCAAGUGGUUACAUAAUAAUCAGUAUUCCGUUAUGUAAUGAGGCCCUAGUGCUUAUUUUAAUGACAUCUGACACUGAUUUUCUUAUUUAAUAUUAAAACAAUAGCGGGACAGCAUAAGCUCCUCUAAUAACCUGGAUGUUAUGAGUGUGAGGUGAGCAGUCAGAGAGCUUAAAAGAAAAAAUCUGAUAUUAUGAGAGUAGAGGAGAUUAAAAGAAUCAAUAACACACUCCAACAGGCUGAAAUCCACACGGAUAUUGUUGCUCGACUCUCACGUUAAAUCUUUCAGAUAUUCACACCUCCAAUGGCUGUCAGCUGGACAUGAAAAUAUUUCCAAAGUCACUCCUCAAAGCUUUUAGUUUGCAUCUCAGUGCGUCAUGAAAGCUGGUGAAGGAUUUUGAUAGAAACGGCAGCAAAUACCAACUUUUAAAACUCAUUUUUUUCAGUGUUUAGAAGAUUCUUCCAACCAUCUGCUAUUUUCAUUCUCCUCUUUAAGAGCUCUGAGAAUGUGGAGGUGAAAAAAACCUCUGCAGUGUGUGUGUGUAUAGCCCACCCAAUAGGUAAAAUACAGCCGUGUCUACAAGGUGGUAUGAAUUGGUUUCUGUAGCCACAAACAGGAGGAGGGCUUUGCAGAACUAAUGGUUGACUGGUAGGAUUUUCACAGAGAGCAGGAUGGCUGAUAAUACAUUCUGAUAUAGAUAGGACUAUAGCAGUUUUACAGUACGAAUGAUAACACCCAUUUAUCCGCUAUAACUGUAGGAAAAAUAAAGAUAAUUGCAUUUAGGGGGGCAGAUCAGAACAUGUUACAGUCAAGCUUUCAGGUCAGUGUGCCCUCGCAUCUUUGAAACCACCUCCAGUUUACUUUUAUUGCUGCAUCCAGCAAGUACCAACAAGACUUUUCCAACGAUAACAGAGACACCAACAGAAAAACUGCCUCCAGUUAUGGAGCAGGAAACAUCGACACAUGUGGACACACAUUCACUCACUCACUCCAUCUGUCGGCAGGAUUUUGUUCUCAGCUUUCUUUUUAUGUUAUAUUAAUGGGCAUAAAUGUGUGUUUCACAGGGUCAGGGUGCCAUCACAGAGAAGCUGCGCAGCUUGAGUAUGCAUGACCUCACACAGAUAGGCCAGCAGGAUGACAGAGGAGAGCUCUACCAGUACAGCUCCCGCUCCUCCAACCCCGCCAUGAGGAGAUCUCAGAGCAGUGACGCCGCAGAUGACGCUGGUAACACACACACACACAUGUAUAUAUUUAUGUGGGUGAAUUGUAUACUGAAACUUUCGUGGUUGACUGUUCCUCAGUCUGAUUGUGUGCUUCUCAUAAAAGGGAAAAAAAUACAUGUGUGGGACACACAAGCAGAAAAUCAGAUGAGUCAGCUGGGGAGUCAGUGGAAAAGGCCUAAAAACACUUUACUUUAAGAUGCAUUAAUACUGCUGCUAAUGUGGCUCAAGUAUAAACUUUAAAAAAAAAGAUACAUUUUCAAUCAGUGGAAAUAGAACUGACUAGACCAGUGGUUCUCAACUGGUCUCACUCUGAAACCCACAUUUUCCCAUGGUCCUUAAGUCGCAACCCACUUUUAUAAAACGCAAACCAGCAAAUUUAUUUUUUAUAAAAAAAAAACCUUUAAAGACUCAAAUCUUUAACAUAAAUACACCCAUUUUCUUGAGUAAAGUGCAUUUCAGAGCACAACUACUGAACUUGCAUAUACAGAAAAUAUCAAAUAUUAAAUUCCACAAAAUAAUAACCAAAAACAAAAAACAUGUAUUUUUACUGCAUUCAGGCCACAUUAAUAUGGAACCGAGGAGGACCAGUACAUUACGCAUGCCUUUCAAAAUAAGCUAUUUUUCAAAAUAAAAGACAUGUCAAACAUCAGAUGCGCAUUAAAUAUUUACUUUUUGACCAGCUGUUUGCGACCCAUCCAGAACAUGUCCGCGACCCACUUUUGGGUCGGGACCCACCAUUUGAGAACCACUGGACCAGACUAUGUCACUGACAUUUAUCAAUUGAUUAUCACAGAUGACCUUUGUUUCAGAGGUAUUGGAUCUGAACGGUCUGUAGAAUUACACAGAUUUGCUCUGUGCGAUGGAAAAACUCCUGGAUGUCGCAGAAACUCAGAGUUCAUUGUGGAAAAAGUAUCAAUCUCAUGAAGCGGAUAAUAAUAUGAUUUUAAGGUUGCUUUAUUACACCAUAUAUUCCUAAAGCUGAUAUUUUAGGUGCUGAUCUUUAGUCUUCAGUUUCCUCACCACCAGUCACCGUGUACCUGGCUGUCAUUUAAAUCAGCCUUGUCUUUAGUGCUGCACAAAUAAACUGAUUUUAAAGAAAAAUCACUACAAUGUGUAAAGAGGAAAAUGAGCGAUUCAGGCUGAAACCAUAGCUUCAUGUCUGAAGACUGUAGGUCCCUGUUAAGAAAAGCAAAUGGAGACAUGAAUCAAAGAUCAGGAAUUAAAGCUAGGAAGAAGAGCAGUGAUGGUUAUUUUUCUGAGAAAUGAGAGAGGGUGAAAAAAAUUCCUGAGUCUCAAGGCAGACACUCUGUGUUUUUUCCUGGAUGUGACAAAACAGCUCCAACGAGCAUCAAGGAACGGUUCAUUGUUUCUGCUUUUUUCUUUGUUGUUGUCUUGUUUGCCUGAUGAGAACUGCAGGCUGUCUGACCUGUCAAUGAAAGCUGUGUGUGUGUGUGUGUGUGUGUGUGUGUGUGUGUGUGUGUGUGUGUGUGUGUGUGUGUGUGUGUGUGUGUGUGUGUGUGUGUGUGUGUGUGUGAGAGAGAGAGAGAGAGAGUGUGUGAAACAGAGCGAGAGUGUGUGAGAAGGAGAUGACUUUCCAGCAGACAAAGGGGAUGAGAUGAGGUUGGGUGGGAUGCUACCAGAAUGUCAAACACACACACACACACACACACACACACACACACACACACACACACAAAGUCAGUGAGGCAUGGAGAGUGAGAUAGUAGGGGGUGGAGUGGAAGAGAGGACAGAGAUGAAUUUAUGGGAGCAAAGAGGAGAUGUAAGGGAUGGACGGACGGACGGAUGGAUGGAUGGAUGGAGGUUGGCAGACCCUGUUAGCAUACUGAGAGAGGACAGACUGCAUUAUGAAUUCAGCUCAGACAGCCAGCAGAAAGAGAGAGAGAGACAGGUGAAGAGAUGAGGAGAGAUGUGUUCAUCCUCGAACAGCUCUCAGUCAUGUGACUCACGCCCUCUGUUGGUCGUGUUCUCCUGAACAUGCUACUUAAAUACAGAAACAUCUUGUUUGAUAUUUAUUCCGCUGUGUUCAGACCAAACUGUUUAAAAACAGACGCUCUUGGCCAGCAGGGGGCGAACUUUCUUAUUCCUCUGACUGGAACUCGACACCGAAGUUAUCUCUUUAAAUAAUAGAGAAACUGGUCAAUGAACUGACUCAUUAAUGACAGUUUUUUACUAAUUGGCGUCAUAUCAGCAUCGGCCCUCACAUUCAUCUAAGAUCUAUUUAAAACAUGCUGCUGGCUAAGAUAACCAUGAAUAUUUGAUUAUAAUGUGGAUGUCAUAAAGGGUUUUAUACACUACUUUAAAAUGUUUUAAUUACAAUAUCUACCUUGGAUUCUUAUUUCUUUUUUUAAUAAUUUAAGGUAACUGGAAGAGAUGUCCAAAUUUCCUCUGGGGCGAUGUUUUACUCAGUAAAAUAUUCCUCUGUGAUUAAUAAAACAUGAACUUGUGUUCAGUAAGCUUUUUUCUUAUUUGCUAGUAUAACUUAAUUGCUGUAUAGAGUCAAAUGUGAUAAAGACGAACAGAAGAAUGAAAAACACUGUGAUAUCAGCGUUAUAUAUCGACCCGCUCUCUUAUUAUUGGUUGUUGAAAAACUGUGAUAGGUAUGGAAAUGCAACAAAAAUUGAUUACUACAAUUUUGUCACAAGAUUAACAUGACUGAAAUAUCUGUUGGCAACAGCGGAGGAGGCUUCUAGAGUGCCAACCAUCUUUCUUUUUGCUCUUUGCUGGAUUGACACUCAUGAAAAAGAAACAAUAACACUCAAAGACUCUCCUCCCUCUCCAAGCUUUAUUUUAGGUUCUGACUCAGAGACAUUUCAGAGGAGAGUCUGACUCUCUCUCUUUGCUAACAAACACAGAGUCCCUCAUGGUGCUCAAAACUUUAAAUCCUUCUGUAAAAGGCCCCGAGGUUUUAGAUUCUCAAUAAAAGACCCCGCUGGCCCACCCCCUCCAAACAAAGUGAGGCCCUUCAGGUGGCGCCCGGUUAUAACCAGCUUAUACCUUCACAUGAAACUGUCUGAUGACCUAAAUCUUUCUCUCUGUUGAAACAUCGUGGUAAAAUCAGCAGGAUCUUAAAGUGCACGUCUUCACAACUCUUUGAAUGGAGUCUUUUAUGUGAGUUUCAGGCAGUCACAGACAGUCAGAAUUCAAGUUUAGCCCAACAGCAGGUUCAGACGGAGCUUUUUCUGCAGAGAAACAUUCCAGGAUUGUAAAAGCUGCCCCGGGUCUCAGCUCCUGGCUGAGCCCUCAGCUCUCUACAUGACAGGAAAUUGGAGAGUUAUACCGCAGAAUAGGCCGGUGAGAGCUGGAAUGACUGGAAUGACUUGAAUAAGUUCUCCACAGUCCAGACAGAGAAUUUGGCUCGGUCAAAGAAUGAAAUUCCUCUCUGGAACAUUUCUGCAACACGUUCUUUCCUUUACUCUUGACCAGCCUGGACUGGGAGCCAGCAGACUGGGACACUGAACCGCCCGGAGAUAAUGAGACCGUUUCAGUAUCGGGACUGAAUUUUCUUUUCACUGUUGACAUCAAAACUACAGCUCUCCUGCGGUGUUUCUGUCUCUAUUUAAAACAACCCUUGCAGAAUUCAGAUGGUAUUUCUGAUCCGGAGCAGGAAUGUGAAAUCUCAUGUGAAGCUGGCCUCUGUCUCAUCCCACCCUGCUUCCUCUGGGAGGGGAAAGGUUGAGUCCAGCUCUGGAGGGUGGGAGGUUUUCUCUUAUGGACUCCAGAUGUGACAACAAUAGCAGCGGCGGCAGGAGGAGCUAGAACCAGAACAAAUAGAAAACACAUCGCUGUUGUCUUUAAAAAACCCGAAUAAAGGCCUCCGACUCAGUCAGUGCCACACAUGUGCCGUGAAGAUUUAUUUUGAGACUUGUUCCCACUAGAUGCUGGUAGACAUCUUGUGUUGCUGUAGAGAAUUUUCUAAGCUGUGCUAUGAGGCAGGUAAGUGGAGUGUGAACUGUCUAACUGAUGUGUUUCUAUGUGGAAAGACAAGCAGGGGCAUAGCUGAGUGUAUGCUGACCUCUGCUGGAUAAGCUGCCUCUCACACUCACAAUUCAGAAGGCUCGGUUAACCACAGGUCUGAGGAAACACACUCUAUGUAAAGAUAAGGAUCAGAAUAUGUUUUACUUUACAUAGUGUGGAGAAAAAAACAGCAAUACAUCUGUCUUUCAACCAAAACCCCUGAAAUCAGUGUGUGGAGAAAAAUACAGUUUCAUGGACGAGACACUGUGAGAAAGUUUUCUAUGAGUCUGCAUGUGUUCGUACACCUGAAGGAAUUGAAUCUUUGGAAGUGCUCCUUUUCUCACUUUGAUGAAACUAUAGAUGCCACAAAAAUUGCCAUCAAUUAGUCAGUUGGAUUCAUACAGUCUGACCCUUUUUUAAUUAGCUGUGAGUUUAGAAACUGCAGUUCCUCCAGUGUCCACUAGAGGUUGGCUGCUAAGCUCUGUAAACCACAUACACACCCAUUCAGAAAGGGCCAUCUUCAAAACAAAAAUCAAUAUGUUUACAAAAAAUCAGUCUGAGUGUGAGCACCUCGGUCUUACAUUGCACAUGUGGAAUUUUUAUUUGUAAGUCGUCAUAUUUGAAGUUUUCCAGGUUACAAGUUUUGCAGCAUCAGAGCGUCAGGUGUCAGUGAGGAGACUGUGAUUUUACUGUUGUUUAUAGAAGCUACAUUCACCUCCGCUCUGGUCUGAAUGUGAAAACAUAUAUAUAUUUAUAUAUCACAAAUGUUUCCCUUUUAUUUGUAAAUAUGUCAAUGCUUAAGGGGCUGACUGAGAUGUGCUAGCAGAACUUGCCUUUACUUAUUGUGGUUACUGUUUGUCAGUCCUAUACAGAGCACAUAAAACAUGGAGACAACAGGAAAUAUAGUGAUUAGCACAUUAUCACAAACACAACAAAUACCAGCAUGAUUUUUCAGGUAAUUCUGGUAUAACACAGAGACUUCAUGAGAGUUUGUGAUUUUGUCCACAGAGUACUAUUAUGACCAGGAGGAGAGGACGGAUGAAGAGGCUGAGCCAACCUUCUCUGAGGACGAGGCCGUCACUCAGAAAGGACUGAGACGAUCACAGAGCGUCAAAAUCACACGAUCCAGGGUCCGCAAAGAUGUGAGUACAUUGGCUGAGUGUGCACAGGAUCAGGGACCGUGAUUGUUUUUAUCAUGGAUUUUUAAAGGAUAUUUCAACCACAUUCAACAUGAAGUCUGAGAUACAGCCUUACAGUGAGCAUGUGCACAGCCGAUUCAUUAAUUAUGCUUUUUCAACAAGCGGUCCAGUUUUCACUGUAAUACCCUGAUCUUUCUGCAGCAGACAGUUCUCUUCACAAAGGAAGCGUGUGUGCAUGUUCAAAGCAUGUUUUUCUCUGCAGGCUGCACAGAUCUCUGAUGGCUGUAUUGGCUCUGUAUCAGCUAUAAAUAUGUCAGCAUGACUAAUGUAGGACACUUGUUCUUUAAGAUAGUUUUUUUUUAACACAAGAACUCUGCCUGAGAGAUAUCCCUUUUGUUUUCACACCAACGCUACUGCGCAAUGUUGGUUUCAGAAAAUGGAGAAAAAUCGCAGAAUUACCGAGAGCUUUUCGGCUUCAAAUCUGUACACUGGCGGAAGGCAGAACCCAAUUGUCUGUAGUAUAUAUAGUCUAUGGUUAUAAUGUUUGUUUAGUGUUUCCAUUCAAAGUGAUAUUUUAAUGUUAAGUCUUGUUUCCAUAAUCUGCAUAUUUACCUCAUGUUGUUCAGGUCCAGUAUAAACACAUUAUUGACUGUUUAAUCUUCUUCAGGCUCGUUACGGAUCCCUGAAGAUUAAAGGCAAGAAGAGACCAGCCCUGAGCUCGGUGAACUACGGACUGUGAAGAGACUACUGCUGACACACUCUCAUGUUCACACACACACUCACACACUGUUACACACUCCCAGACAGCAGGGCAACCUGCUGAUUGGUGGUCAGGUUUUGGUCAGCCUAUAUUCCAGCUGUUCUUGGUCUGACUUUUAAAUCUCCUGAACUCUUUUACUCUUUCGAUGAUGAGCUUCCUCCUCGUCACAUAUUUAUUAUUACAGACAAGAGGAAAACCAGCGACUCUCAGAGACCUGCAGCUCUGAGAGAAAAAGGUCAUUUAAAAAAAAGAAAAACAGAUGACAUGUGAAUGAUGUUUUUCUUUGGGUUUGAGGCAUAAAUCAUGUUUUCUGGUUAAAACCAAGUUUUCUUUGUAGUUCUUUCAUUGUAGUUGAAGUGUAGUUUUCAGGGGUGAUGUUGUUAUUCUUAUGUAGCCGUUUAGUUGUUAAAUCUGUCUGGUUAUUCGCCUCUUUUUUUUCUGUAUUUCUCAGACACCUUUUUGUACCACUUUUCAAACUAAUUUAGUUUUAUAGAGAGUUCAUGAAUCAGAAACCAAAGGCGUAACUAAUAGUUAAAUAAUGGAGUAAUACUUACUAAGACUGUUAUGAUCCAUCAUGAAUAACCUAAAAGCACCUGAGCUCAGUUACAGAAAUCAUGGGCUGUGUCGACUGAGGCUGUUUCUUGCGCUGGCAGCACCUUUUUUCUGCUUUAUUUUUUCCUGCAUUCAACUUUUGGGAUCACCACAGCACCCGUCAAUGUCACCUCUUCACCACCGACCAAUCAGAAUUAGGAUUUUUCACGUCUUUUUCAACAACAGUGGAGGAGCGGAAGAAGCCACAGUUAGUUUUUAGAGGUACAGUUUCCAGGUCUCAAGCUGCUGCCGGUGACACAGCACAAUUUCUACCCAUGGGUUUGGAGUAUCUUUUUAAAAUACCAUUUAGUAAAAGUGAAUAUGGAGCAUACAGGGCAUUUUAAAACAGACCCAAUGGUCCCCAGUAAAGGGAAGUGGGAGGACUUUAGUAAUUUAGCAACAGUAACAGCCAGUAAGAAGUGCUCUAAUGGUCGUGGAUGCUGCUUGUGCAAAAAUACAAAGUGGAUCGAACCAUAAACUCUUGGCUUUGUGUCAGACCUGCUCUUAUCUUUCAGCUCGGAGUAGUUUGAAUGCCUCAGCUUUUCUAUCACCACGCACUACCUGUUAAGUACUAAAAAGCCGAUUAAGCUAAAAACUUGCUUACAUUUGGAUGAUGCAUCUUGAGUAUUAGGGUUAGGGAUUGUUUUUCUGCAUUCACUAGGUUUUUAUUCAGGCAUUCAAGCGACACUGACGGCCUUAUUAAAGCUGAGCUUUGAUUCAUUUUUAAAAACACAGACAUAAAAUCUUUUUUUACGACGUGGUACCAGUUUUGUUUCUGCUGCCUUCAGGUUAUUUUUUUAAAAUGAGAAACUUAAUCUCAGUAGAGCCUUCUCCACUUUGGUAGGAGUCCAUUUAAACCUCCGUACUGCUCACUAGAUGAGUGGAGGUUAUCUUAAUGCUGAGGGCACAUGUAGGUUAAAGACACUAUGCAACAUUCCCUGUCACAGGUGACAGAGUGAGAGCCCAGCAGGACAGCAGCCACCCACAGAGUGGACUCUGUGUCUGUGAUGAAGGUGGAGGAGGAGGAGGAAGAGAGGACUGUGGACACCAGAGGAGUGAGAGAGAAAGUAGAAAACCCAAAUAAUGUCAGAGAUCCCUCCAGCUCUGUGUUUGAGAGCUUUACAGAGACUCCCGCUCAUCAUCAAUGAUCUUUUCUUCUUCUCCUGCUUCAUACAUUUUUAUGAGAUCACAGCUCUGGUUGUAUAUUUCUUAUUGAAGAUUAGAUUUUAUGAUGUUGUGUUUGUUUUUGUGUGUGUAUGUGUGUGUUAUAUUUAGAUCAAAAUGAGUCUUUUAUAUAUUGUAACCACCAGUUUUUUGCACAUAUACCUCCUCCCAAACCUUUUUAUUGAUGCUGACGCUGCGUGUCAUCUCAUUUUUUUAUGUACUUUUGCUUUGGGAGGAUGCAGCACACAGCUAAUACCAGCACACUCAUGACAUUUAAAGUGCGGCUUGUUUUUCUCCUCAGUGCUUCACAUUCGUAGUUGCUGUAGCGGAAAGUUAAACAGAGAUGAAACCCUUAAGGCACCUUAAAAAAAUAAAAAAACGCCCUGAAAUGAUCUGAAGUUUCCCCACAUAUGCACUACAAUUGAAAGUCAGUGUCACAGAUGAAACUGCAGGUUGUGUAAUUAUGUUAGACCUUAAAGCUGAUGAGCUUUAACAAGCCAACCCUUCUCAUGUCAUGACGUCCUUCUAAUGCUCAUAACUGACUAAUGAUACCAAAGCUUGAUGUACUCACAUGGGGCUGUGUGGCUGUCGGGGUUUUUCAUGUAUGUUGGGAAAUGUCUGGACUGUGUGUGGUUUGUUGAUGUUACACAGUAAAUGCUGUAUGAUUGUUGCAAGAGCAAUAAACAUAGUAUGUCUGUGAA
Molecule: messenger RNA, 44625 nt
Organism: Xyrichtys novacula (pearly razorfish)
Lineage: Eukaryota; Metazoa; Chordata; Actinopteri; Labriformes; Labridae
Source: the annotation of a GenBank genome assembly